AUGGUAGGAAGUCGUAAAACUGUAGUAACCUCCGACCAUGUUGGAGUAAAUUGGAUACACAAGAAGUACGAGGUACUCGGCGCGAUACCUGAUCUUAUGAGGGAAGGAAGGAUGGUUAAUGUCUCUCCUAAUGAUGCUGCUACAUACAAGGACUUGCAACUCCAUCAUCAAUCUCAACAGUUGGUUCAAGAUACCAACCCGCAACAACCAACCACAAUCUCAACUAGCUCUUCCUUCAAUUUUAUGGACCUAAAAUUAAAGAAGAACUCGAACUUUGAGCCAAAUGGAUCGGAGAGUUUACUACGUGAUGCCGAGCUGAAAUUGUGGAAAUCGGCGAAGAGUAAUGAUUACCGUCCGCUGAAAAAUCGGCCCGGAACCGCCCUAGGAACCCUCGUUAUCGGAAAACGUUUCCCAAAACUAGAGGAAUCGGGAGAAAAAGCUAGACAAUUACCGUUCUAG
Molecule: messenger RNA, 459 nt
Organism: Nezara viridula (southern green stink bug)
Lineage: Eukaryota; Metazoa; Arthropoda; Insecta; Hemiptera; Pentatomidae
Source: the annotation of a GenBank genome assembly